Penicillium egyptiacum is the source of this 333-nucleotide messenger RNA. NCBI's taxonomy places the organism in Eukaryota, Fungi, Ascomycota, Eurotiomycetes, Eurotiales, Aspergillaceae. The record is from the annotation of a GenBank genome assembly.
AUGUUUGCCACUGGCUUCCGUGCACCGCCUUCAGGCACGCCAGCCGACAAAGCCAAUUUGACAGUGAUUGGCAGCAACGGUAUCUCUAUGAGUGAAGAAUGGUCACGUUGUGGUCCAACAACCUUACAUGGUGUCCUCGAUACCAAGUUCCCGAACCUAUUUCUAUCGGGUCCCCAGCAGGCCUCUACUAGCGGUAACUAUCGCUUUAACCUUGAUGAAUAUGCAAAACAUGUGGCAUAUAUACUCUCUGAGUCAAACGUCGAGCCAAUGGGAAAUCUUUCGCUGUCGCUCCAACGACUGAGGCGACAGAAUUUUGGGGAACACAGGUCAUGA